Cajanus cajan (pigeon pea) is the source of this 2514-nucleotide messenger RNA. Its product is annotated as nuclear intron maturase 3, mitochondrial. The record is from RefSeq and is a predicted model, not a curated record. Gene Ontology annotation, cellular component: mitochondrion. Gene Ontology annotation, molecular function: RNA-directed DNA polymerase activity. Gene Ontology annotation, biological process: mitochondrial mRNA processing; homing of group II introns. NCBI's taxonomy places the organism in Eukaryota, Viridiplantae, Streptophyta, Magnoliopsida, Fabales, Fabaceae.
GACUUGGGUUAGCUCUUGGGAUUCAGUCUCUGAAGCCUCAAAGAGAAAAUUUGGCCUUCUCUGUUUUCCAUGGUCGCAUCUUUGCACAUCAGAAGAAUCAUCACAUUCACACGAGGAUUCCCCUUCUCUCAUCACUCUUCUUCUCCCAAACAUCAAUCAACACAACCACUCCAAACUCUCACUAAACCCCAGCUGAAGACCCUCGUUCUCAACCACUACACCCAUGGCCACUUCACCGACCUCAUUCAAAACGUCGUCGCUUCACCCCCCGUCCUCUUCACCGCAUGCCAAAACCUCGCCGCCGCCCCCUUUCGCCCCGCCUCCGUCUCGGACCGCUUCAGCGUGGAGGCCACCGCUCUGGAGCUCCGAGAGAACCGGUUUGACGCCGCCGCAUGCUGCGUCACACUCACCAAAAGCGCCUCCUCAUCUUUGGUUCUGCCCAAUCUGAAGCUGAAGGUGGUGGUCGAGGCCAUCCGGAUGGUGUUGGAAGUCGUGUACGACGAACGCUUCGUCACGUUUUGCUACGGCGGCCGUGUUGGAAUGGGACGACACACCGCCGUACGCUACUUGAAAAACUCCGUCCAGAACCCUACUUGGUGGUUCACCGUGCGCUUCAAGCCUCACAGGUUCGAACAUUUCCAUGUGGACAAGUUGUGUUCUUUUAUUGAACGCAAGGUUAAAGAUGUCGUUUUGAUUGAUUUGAUAAAGACCUUGUUUCAAUGUAAGGCUUUGGUCAUUGAAUUGGGUGGUGAUUGGCUGGGAAGGGGUUUUCCUCAGGAAUGUGGCUUGUGCUCCAUUUUGCUGAAUGUUUACUUUGAUGGGUUUGAUAAAGAGAUUCAAGACAUGCGGCUUCGGGAGGAUCGAGAGAAUCGGGUAUUGGAUCCAAAGAUUUUGGAUUCUGAUUCUCAUGUAUUUUACAAGCCCGUGAAGGUGUAUGCAGUGAGGUACUUGGAUGAGAUACUUGUUGUGACAUCUGGGUCGAAGAUGUUGGCUAUGGAGUUGAGGACGGGAGUUGUGAAGAGUUUGGAACUUGGUUUGGGUUUGCGUGUUGAUAAAGUGAAUACUGCCAUUCAUAGCGCCGUGGCGGAGAAGAUUGAGUUUCUUGGGAUGGAAUUGCAGGCUGUUCCGCCUUCGGUUUUGCGCCCGCCCAUGUCGGAGAAAGCAAUCAGGGCGCGGAAGAAGUACCUCAGGCAGAAGGCGGUUAGGGCUCUUGAAUUGAGAAAUGCUAGAGCAAGGAACAGAAGGAAAUUGGGCUUGAAGAUAUUUAGUCAUGUCUAUAAAAAGAUAAAGCAAAGUGAAGGAUUUAAAUUUGACUGUAGUAUUGAAAAAGAGGUCCGAGAAAUCUUUAGAUCUUGGGCAGAUGAAGUAGUACAAGAGUUCUUGGGGAGCAUAGAUGAGUGUCAAGAAUGGCAUCGAAGCCUAUCAGCUGGUGAUUUCCUUCAGUUGAGACACAUUAGAAAUCAGUUACCACCCGAGCUUGUUGAUGCCUAUGAUAGGUUUCAAGAGCAGGUAGAUAAACAUUUGAAUCCUAUGAAAGCUAGGAAGGUAAUAGAGGAAGAAGAAAGAAGAGUGAAGGAAGAAGAGGAACAAAAUUAUGCGAAAGGAACGGUUGAGGAUUUGACAAGGCUAUGUAUGAAAGUUGAGGCACCAGAAAUACUCAUAAGAAAGGCUGUGAAGUUGGUUGGGUUUACAAAUCAUAUGGGUCGUCCAAGGCCAAUUGAAUUUCUUGUUGCACUUGAGGAUGCCCAUAUUAUCGAGUGGUAUGCUGGUAUAGCAAGAAGGUGGCUUGAUUUCUUCUGCUGUACCCACAACUUCAAGACAGUCAAAACUAUUGUAACUUAUCAUUUGAGGUUCUCCUGUAUCUUGACAUUAGCAGAGAAGCAUGAAUCCACCAAGCGUGAAGUUAUAAAGUAUUUCAGCAAAGAUUUGAAAGUCUAUGAUAUAAAUGGAAAUCAUGAAGUACAUUUUCCUACAGAAAGAGAGGUUAAGAUGAUGGGAGAUGGAAAUCUUUCUGAUCCAAAACCAGUAGAUGGGGCUUUAUCUUUGGCUGUUGUAAGGUUGGCAUCCGAUGAGCCUCCAUCACAUUGCAUUGCCCAUUUCUGUGACAAGACAACAACAGUCUUUUAUCGGGUCCAUUUGCUGCAAAACAGAUUGAAUGUGAACCCAUUGCAGAAAGAAAAAUGGGUGCAAGGGAUGGGUGUAAUUCAUGAAAGCCUAAAUCGUAAGUGCCUCCCUCUCUGUACUGAUCAUCUGAAUGAUUUGUACAUGGGGAGAAUCACACUUCAAGACAUUGACUGUUCUUCUUGUGUUGAUGUGGACUGACUUUUGUUGCUAACACAUUUUUACUUUGCUUGGAACUAUGAAUCAACGAUGAGAGUCCUUUAUACUUCCUUGAAUUUUGGAAAACGACAGCAUGUUUAUUGUUUGUCCUUUGUUAUUCUUGUUCAAUUUAUUUAUCCCCUUAUCUGAUUACAUGGUCGGAUUGACUUGAGUGUGAAAUUGAGCUUUUAGACA